AUGGGGAAGAUGGAGCACACUCUCUCAGAGCUACUAAAUAUGUGUGUGAUUACUAAAAAGACCUUCAAGAAGGAAGGAGGAUAUGGAACAAUAGCUGUUUUUAAGAAGGGAUCAACUUCUGCUGCUAAGCCUAAUCAGAAAGGUAAAGGUAAAUUUAAGGCCAACAAGAAGAAGAAGGGGAACCCUGCUCUCAAACCCAAGGGAGGCGUCGAGAAGAAGUAG
Messenger RNA from Prunus armeniaca (apricot), 222 nucleotides. The record is from the annotation of a GenBank genome assembly. Lineage: Eukaryota; Viridiplantae; Streptophyta; Magnoliopsida; Rosales; Rosaceae.